AUUUAAAGCAGUGACGAGUCAAGUUUGUAAUGGCUCAGCCUUUUCUCACUGGCCGCGCACGAGUCGGCUUCCACCUAGGCGCCACUCACUCGCACGCCGCCACGACCCAUCGAGAUAACUAAUUCCCGCGAGCCCAUCCUUAAUGGCAUUUCUUGGCUCUCGCCAUCUCUCCUUCUCGUUUGCCGGAUUUUCUGUCCUCCACCGCCGCCUUCCCUUCCCCUCCACCGCUCGUCGGAAAAUCCUUCGCUGCAUACGGAUCUUCUCCAUGGAGGAAUCGAGCAAAGCGGCUAGGAGAUACACCAACCGCCUUGCCUCCGAGCACAGCCCUUACCUUCUUCAACAUGCACACAAUCCGGUUGACUGGUACCCAUGGGGGGAUGAAGCUUUUGAGAAAGCUCGCAGAAGAGCUGUUCCUAUUUUUCUAUCUAUUGGGUAUAGCACAUGCCACUGGUGUCAUGUUAUGGAAGUAGAGUCAUUUGAGAAUGACGAAAUUGCAAGAAUGCUAAAUGAGUGGUUUGUUAGCAUCAAGGUGGAUCGCGAGGAGCGGCCAGAUGUUGACAAGGAGAAGUCUUUGGCGAACUACCGGGAGGGAUUUGAGCAUCUGGCCAGCAGGGUAGAGCGCUUGUCCUAUACUGUGUUGGAGGGGAACUUCAUGAAGGGGUUAAAGACAGAGAUUAGAGCAGCAGUGAAGGUCCUGCUGCCCAGGGAUCUGGGGGAGACCAUGAAGCUUGCACAAUUGGUCGAAAAUCAAAAAAAUUUGGAGAAGAGAGCUAGGAAUAGCAGCUCAGGAGGCACUUACAGGUGGACGACUACUCACCUAGCCUCUAAGGGAGCGUCCACAGGAGGGAUGAAAGAAGUCUCGAAAGAAAAAGCAACAGGAGGAGGAAAUGGGGGGCAAUUCAAGAAGUUUACUGAGAAGGAAAUGCAAUAG
Messenger RNA from Dendrobium catenatum, 931 nucleotides. RefSeq lists its product as uncharacterized. The transcript has 6 exons. Lineage: Eukaryota; Viridiplantae; Streptophyta; Magnoliopsida; Asparagales; Orchidaceae. The record is from RefSeq and is a predicted model, not a curated record. Gene Ontology annotation, cellular component: chloroplast. Bases 143 to 931 code for a protein of 262 amino acids.